Molecule: messenger RNA, 642 nt
Organism: Dendrobium catenatum
Lineage: Eukaryota; Viridiplantae; Streptophyta; Magnoliopsida; Asparagales; Orchidaceae
Exons: 2
Coding region: 1-642 (213 amino acids)
Source: RefSeq, a predicted model, not a curated record
AUGGGUAGGGUGGCCUUGCAAAUUAAUUCUAUUAUUCGUUUUGGUUUCAAUCGGAAUAGUAUUACUUCUUUUCUUUGGGAUCCUUGGCUCUUUGGGAAAUCUGUUAUGACAGUAUUCCCCAGCUCCAAUUUAGAUAGCCUCAUUCCUUUGCAUGCCAUGGUUUCUGAUUAUUUGAGGGAUGAUGGCUGGCUGUUGCCUGCUGUGGUUUCGGACACUAUUGCAAUUUCAUUACAGCAUUUUAAAUUUAACCAGGAAACAAAUGGCACUUUAUUUUGGCAAGACAGUAAUAAGGCAUGUUUUUCCUCCUUCAUUAAAUACUAUCAUAGAGAGGAGGCUAAGGUGGAUUGGUAUAAUCUGGUGUGGCACAAACAUUUUGCUGUUAAAUACUCUUUUUAUACCUGGUUAGCUAUUAAUAACGGGUUGAAAACGGCGGAGGAACUUUUAAAAAGAACAAUUAGGGUUCCACAAUCCUGUUCUUUAUGUUUUGUUCAUUCUGAAACUACUGGGCAUUUACUCUACGAAUGUGACUAUGCUUUCUCUGUUUUGCAAAACCUGAUUCCUAUGGUUAUCAAAACUGCAGUUGAGGCAAAAUUAGCAAACUGGAAGCAUACUGAAAAUUUGAGAAUUUCUUGGGCUGGUUAA